Molecule: messenger RNA, 7698 nt
Organism: Bufo gargarizans (Asiatic toad)
Lineage: Eukaryota; Metazoa; Chordata; Amphibia; Anura; Bufonidae
Exons: 11
Coding region: 1-5751 (1916 amino acids)
Biological process (GO): regulation of immune system process; regulation of cytokine production; negative regulation of transcription by RNA polymerase II
Source: RefSeq, a predicted model, not a curated record
AUGGGUGAUCCCCCGUGUAAGAGUGAGGUGGAGGAGGACAUUCCAGGAGAUGUCACCACAGGAAAUUCCAGUAAGAAUUCUGAGGGAAACUUCAUGUUAUUACUAGAUUAUAAAGUAGAAGCUGAAGAUAUCACGCAGUGCUCCUCAGGAGAAAACCUCAUUAACUUUAAUGGACAUCCAGGAUUUCUCAGUACAGUUCUAUCCUAUAAUCCCCCUGAUCAUGAGGAACCUUCUCCUAACAAAUCACAGAUUGUUAUCACAAGUACCGGGCAGAAAGGGGAUGAAAGGUUUGAAUGUGGUAAAGAGUUGCCAAAAGGCUCAGGUCUUUCUACGCACAGAAGAAUUCCAACAGGGGAAAAGCCAUACUCCUGUUCACAAUGUGGAAAAUAUUUUACAUAUAAAUCCCAGCUUGUUAGACAUGAAAGAAGGCACACAGGAGAGAAGCCAUUUUCCUGUUCAGAUUGUGGGAAGUGUUUUACAAGGAAAUCAAUUCUUGAUGCACAUGAGAGAAGCCACACAGGUGAGAAGCUGUUUUCAUGUCACGACUGUGGAAAAUGUUUUACACGGAAAUCGUAUCUUGUUGCACAUAAGAAAAGUCACACAGGGGAAAAACCAUAUUCAUGUCCAGAAUGUGGAAAAUAUUUUGCACAAAGAUCAAGUCUUUUUAAGCAUCGGAGAUUUCACACAGGGCAGAAACCAUAUUCAUGUUCAGAAUGUGGAAAAUGUUUUACAGAAAAAUACAAUCUUGUUACACAUGAGAGAAUUCACACUGGAGAGAAGCUAUAUUCAUGUUCGGAAUGUGGGAAAUGUUUUACACAAAAAUCAAGUCUUGUUAAACAUCAGAGAUUUCACACAGGAGAGAAGCCAUAUUCAUGUUCAGAAUGUGGGAAAUGUUUUACACAAAAAUCAAAUCUUCUUACACAUCAGAGAAUUCACAAAGGAAAGACGCUGUUUUCAUGUUCUGAAUGUAUGAAAUGUUUUACGCAAAAAUCAGAUCUUGUUACACAUGAAAGAAUUCAUAUAGAAGAGAAGCCGUAUUCAUGUUCAGAAUGUGGGAAAUGUUUUCUAUUUAAAUCUCAUCUUCUUAUACAUGAGAGGCGUCACACAGGAGAGAAGCCAUAUUCAUGUUCACAAUGUGGGAAAUGUUUUACAAGGAAAUCAUAUCUUGUUACACAUGAGAGAAGUCACAAAGGAGAGAAGCCAUACUUCUGUUCGGAAUGUGGGAAAGGUUUUCUAUUUAAAUCUCAGCUUGUUAUACAUCAGAGAAGUCACACAGGAGAGAAGCCAUAUUCAUGUUUAGAAUGUGGGAAAUGUUUUAUACGGAAAUCAUAUCUUGUUAAACAUCAGAGUGUUCACACAGGGGAAAAACCGUAUUCGUGUCCAGAAUGUGGUAAAUGUUUUAGACAAAAAUCAGACCUUGUUACACAUGAGAGACAUCACACAGGAGAGAAGCCAUUUUCAUGUUCAGAAUGUGAUAAAUGUUUUACACGGAAAUCAUAUCUUGUAAAACAUCAGAGAAGUCAUACAGGAGAGAAGCCAUAUUGUUGUUCAGAAUGUGGGAAGUGCUUUUCAGAUACAUUAAAACUUGUUAAACAUUUUAGAAUUCACACAGUACUGUCUGCUGAUUCGGCUCUGCAGCCUCAGAAGUCGUCUCAUCCAUUGGAUAUAAGGAGAUCUUUUCUUCCAUGUCUGGACAAAGCCCUGCCUUCCGGAAAGGCCGAGUAUCUUUACCUGCAGUUUUCAGUUGCAGACCUGGGUAACAAAGGCAGUAAAUUCCUCUCAAACGAUUGGGGAUUUGUUUUUGGAAAUCAUCUUUCAGAUCUGUUCGCAUUUCGUCAGGUCAUCAUGUCUCACAUAUCCGAUAUAGAGGACAACCUCUCCAUGCCAGGAUCAUCCGUUUCGGGGCAUCAUAGCAACACUUCUUUAAGGAGUUGGACCGUGCCAAGGUUGCUUGCCGAACUCAACCGCAGGGGAAUUCGGCAUCCCGCGACUGCCCGCAAGGCCGAAUUAUACCGACUCCUGAUGACCACUCCGGGUCCGACAGCUGAGCGAUCCAACAACGACUCCGUCCGGCUGGCACUAGCCCAGAUCCAGUCAUCCAUCGCCGGACUCGUCAGCUCAGUCACGGACAUCCAGAAUAGGGUCGCGGUCUUAGAAACCAGGCCAGCAGCCUCGCCGCAAUAUCCUGGGUCAGCAGUCACUUCUGCCAUCCCUCCGGACGUUGCAGGUAGGCCUUCUACCACCCCCCAGAUUGCUCCUUCCCAUUUCGUUCCGGAGCACAUCAAGAAGGAUAUCCUGGCAGGCAAGGAUGUUAAUUUGGCAUCCAUUUUGAUUGCCUCCCAGGAUAUUUCCGAAAACCGGGUGAUCAAUUGCGGAGAGGUUUCCGUGGUGUUGAAGGCCAAGGAUGCUCGGCUAAACAGGAAGUUGUCGGUUUCUGAGUUUGUCCUGGCCUUCAGCCUCUACAGGGACGUACUGUGCUCCGCUCACCCCAAUCGCAGGGAAGAAUUAGACACCUACUUGUACCGGAUUACGGAUUUGGGGCACAAGUACGGCGGCUCGGCAUUUUACGACUAUCACCGUUCGUUUUCUGCCAAAGCCGCCGCGGCCCUGAAUCAAUUUCAGUUCAUGUCCAACUGGGCAGACUUGGACAUGGAGUUAUUUUUCCGGCACUUCGCAGGUCUGAAGGCUCCCCUGUGUGCCAUCUGCCAAUCCAUCUUUCAUUCCACGGAAUGGUGCCCUAAUCCGGUACAAGAUCCUCGUCUUAAUUCACUUAUUCCUUCUGAGGAAUAUUCCAUGCAGUACUCCUCAGUUGACGAGGCCAUCCAGUACAUUCUUCAAGCAGGUGUUGGGGCUUGGUUGGCCAAGGUCCCCGUGGCCACAGCCAAGACUGAGGGUCCGGCCACCACAGUCACCUUCCUGGGCAUCAUCCUAGAUACCGUUAAAAUGGAGGCUAGCCUCCCCAGCGAGAAGUUGCUCAGGAUUCGCUCAGCCAUCUCCCGGGCAGUUCAGUGUCACUCUCUGACCAGGGCGGAGCUCCAAUCCUUGCUGGGGAUGCUCAAUUUCGCCUCCAGAAUUAUGCCCCAAGGCAGGACCUUCCUUUCCAGGUUGCUAUGUCUCCUGCCCUCCGCCCCGGAGCAAGAUUCUGUCAUCCAUUUGGACAGCCAGGCCAUUGCAGAUCUUGACAUGUGGAGCGGUUUUCUCUCUGACUGGAAUGGCAUUUCUUUGUUCGUUCCGCAGUGGGAUUCCUCUUCUCCCAUGGUUUUUUCUGACGCCGCUGGUUCCUUCGGGUUCGCUGCCAUCUUCAGGUCUCAUUGGCUGGCUGCCGGAUGGCCGUCAGAACUAGCCUCAGACUCCGCAGCCCUAAAAUCCUCCCCCCUUUUGGAACUUUACCCUGUUGUGGCGGCUGCUCAGGUCUGGGGUCACCACUGGUCCAACACUUCGGUGACGUUCAUUACAGAUAGUCAGACCUUGGUAGACAUUGUCAACAAGGGCAGGGCCCAGUCCCCCAGGAUCAUGGCGUUGUUGCGCAAGCUAUUCUGCUGCGAAGUAACAGCUCCUCCUGGGGAGCACUGCCCCAGCGGCCUCUUCUCCAUCAGCUCCUCCUGGGAGCACUGCCCCAGCGGCCUCUUCUCCAUCAGCUCCUCCUGGGAGCACUGCCCCAGUGGCCUCUUCUCCAUCAGCUCCUCCUGGGAGCACUGCCCCAGCGGCCUCUUCACCAUCAGCUCCUCCUGGGAGCACUGCCCCAGCGGCCUCUUCACCAUCGGCUCCUCCUGGGGAGCACUGCCCCAGCGGCCUCUUCACCAUCAGCUCCUCCUGGGGAGCACUGCCCCAGCGGCCUCUUCUCCAUCAGCUCCUCCUGGGAGCACUGCCCCAGCGGCCUCUUCACCAUCAGCUCCUCCUGGGAGCACUGCCCCAGCGGCCUCUUCUCCAUCAGCUCCUCCUGGGAGCACUGCCCCAGCGGCCUCUUCACCAUCAGCUCCUCCUGGGAGCACUGCCCCAGCGGCCUCUUCACCAUCAGCUCCUCCUGGGAGCACUGCCCCAGCGGCCUCUUCACCAUCAGCUCCUCCUGGGAGCACUGCCCCAGCGGCCUCUUCUCCAUCAGCCCCUCCUGGGAGCACUGCCCCAGCGGCCUCUUCACCAUCAGCUCCUCCUGGGGAGCACUGCCCCAGCGGCCUCUUCACCAUCAGCGUUAAAGGAAUUGCCCGGUGCUAUGAAGUCACAAAACCUACAGUUACCACAUCUAAAGCAGCCCUUGAUGGGGGUUCUCCAGCCAAGUACGCGGUCUAUCGGGAUCCCCCGUGUAAGAGUGAGGUGGAGGAGGACAUUCCAGGGGAUGUCACCACAGAAAAUCCCAGUAAGAAUUCUGAGGGAAACUUCAUGUUAUCACUAAAUUAUAAAGUAGAAGAUAAAGACAUUCUGCAAUGCUCUUCAGGAGAAAACCUCAUUACCCUUAAUGUAUAUCCAGGACUUCACAGUACAGAUCUAUCAUAUAAUCCCACUAAUCAUGAUGGACCUUCUCCUGACCAAUCACAGAUUGUUACCACAGCUACAGGUCAGAAAGCGGGAAAAAGGUUUCAAUGUGGUAAAGAGUUUACAAAAAACUCAGGUCUUUCUACACACAGAGGAAUUCACACAGGGAAGAAACCAUACUCCUGUUCAGAAUGUGGGAAGUGUUUUACAUAUAAAUCACAUCUUGUUAUACAUGAAAGAAGACACACAGGAGAGAAGCCAUUUUCAUGUUCAGAAUGUGGGAAAUGUUUUGCACAAACAUCAGAUCUUUUUACUCAUAAGAGAACUCACACAGGAGAGAAGCCAUAUUCAUGUUUAGAAUGUGGGAAAUGUUUUACAGAUAAAUCAAGUGUUGCUAGACAUGAGAGAAGUCAUACAGGAGAGAAGCCAUUUUCAUGUUCAGAAUGUGGAAAAUGUUUUACACGGAAAUCAAGCCUUGUUGCACAUGAAAGAGUUCACACAGGAGAGAAGCCGUAUUCAUGUUCAGAAUGUGAGAAAUGUUUUACAGAUAAAUCAACUCUUGUUACACAUGAGAGAAUUCACACAGGAGAGAAGCCAUUUUCAUGUUCAGAAUGUGGGAAAUGCUUUACAGACAAAUCAAGUCUGUUUAAACAUGAAAAGAGAAGUCACAAGCGAGAGAAGCCAUUAUCGUGUUCUGAAUGUGGGAAGCGCUUUACAGAGAAAUCAAGUCUGGAUAAACAUGAAAGGAGAAGUCACAAAGGAGAGAAGCCAUUUUCAUGUGCAGAAUGUGGGAAGUGCUUUACAGAGAAAUCAAGUCUUGUUAUACAUGAGAGAUGUCACACAGGGGAGAAACCGUAUUCAUGUUCAGAAUGUGGGAAAUGUUUUACACAGAAAUCAAGUCUUGGUACACAUGAGAGGAGUCACACAGGAGAGAAGCCAUAUUUAUGUUCAGAAUGUGGGAAGUGCUUUACAGAGAAAUCAAGUCUUGUAAUACAUAAGAGAUGUCACACAGGGGAGAAACCAUAUUCAUGUUCAGAUUGUGGGGAAUGUUUUACACAGAAAUCGAGUCUUGUUAGGCAUGAGAGAAGUCACACAGGAGAGAAGCCAUAUUCAUGUUCAGAAUGUGGUAAAUGUUUUAUUACUAAAGCCAAAUUUAAGGAUCAUUAUAGAAGUCACACAGGAGAGAAGCCCUUUUCAUGUUCAGAAUGUGGGAAAUGUUUUACUCAGAAAUCAAGUCUUAUUAGACAUGAAAGAAUUCACACAGGAGAUAUGCAGCUCUGAUCUUCUAUAUGUGCGAAUAUUUUACAAGAAAAUUAGAGUUUGAGACUCAUUAAGGAAGACUCAUUAAAGAGACAUACUGGCUGGUAGGGGUCAUCAUGCUGAUUGAAACAAUAACUUUCUUUUGUCUGAAUGAUAAACAGCUGCAGAGAAAUCCGCGUUUUUAUUCAUAUGCAAAUGAGAUUUCUCUAUGGCUGUUUAUCGUACAGACAAAAGAAAGGAAUCGGUUUAAUCAGCAUGAUGAGCCCUACCAGGCAGUUGAUCCUGGUGACAGAGCCUCUUUAAAGAAGUAAAUAAACUAUAUUAAUGUUCAGAAUGUGAGAAAUAUUUUAUUACUAAAGUCAAAUUUUUUUUUUUACGGAACAUUUUCAUAGACUUUCUCCAUAGAACACCAGACCCCGGCUGUGACGAAUAAUAAAAUUAUGUUAUUCAAUUAUUAAAUGUACAAUUGCACAAGAGUAACACAGUUAUACAGCUAUAUGGUCACAAUACAGCCAAACAAUAUAACCGGUUCACAUUUUUUAUUUGAGGUUGUAUAUUUGGAUAUAAAAGGUCCACAUAACAGCUUUUAGGAGGAUAGAUAUAUUUUUUUAAUGUCUUAGGUUUUGAAUCUUAAAGUUAAAGGGGUUUUCCCAUCUCUGACAUUCAUGGCAUAUCCACAGGCAGAGAGAUGAGGCCUGGCUUAUGGGUACGGUCAAUCCCUAAUUCCCAUAGAAGUGAAUAGAAAUGACAGUGGGAUGCACAACACUGUUUCUGACCUUCACAAGUUGUAGAAGAACAUAGUUUGCUUUGCUAUUUUUGUAACACCCAUUCAUUUGUAUGGGAGAUAUGGAAACAGUAGUGAAGGGACCUUAGCUGCCCCUCACAGCCUGGAUACAGUGGUCAGUGGGUUGUGAACAUAGGACUCUGUUCUACAGCUAGGUGCAAGUCCCAGAUGUGACUCCCACAUCUAUCAGACAUAUACUGUCACGUAGUGAUGUGGGAUGGAACACCACACCGACAACAGGAGGGAAGGGAAAAGGAACUAGGCCUCAAAGCUAGGGAAAGGGAAACUGGCACCACCUAUGGAAACCCUAAUCCUAGCCCUGACUCCUAUCCGUAUAAAACGGACCUUGAGGGCAGGAAUGUUCAUACACUGGAACCUAUGACCCUGGAAACUCUGAAUUGCCCUGGAAUAGUGUCUGGGCUUCAGACGUCCUGUUCCUUCCCAUAUGAAAGAACCAGCGUCUCCCUGAGGCCUAGUAACAAAAGACAGAGGGGAAACAACAAAAUAUAAAAGGGAAGUAAGAUUAGAUUUAAGUAGUUAAUCUGUUUUCCUUUAGUCUUGUCAGCAGCACAAUAAUGGGUUAACAAUCCCCCCUGUGAGCUAGCAGGACCUGUGGAAUUUUUUAUGAUUAAGUCUACAAAACCCUGCUGUAUAAAUGGACCUUCCCCCUUCAGCUCAUUGAGUAUUUUGAAACGUAAUCCUGUAAGAAGGAAAAAACAAGUUUUUGACCUAGGGCGGAAAGUUUGUGCUGACAAGACUAAGGGAAAACAGAUUAACUCCUUUAAUCUAAUCUUCCCUAGCGUGUCACGGAUGGUGUUGCAGAAAACUAGAAGACAACAAAUGAAGAUCCGACUGACUUGAUCCCAAACUAAAGAACAUAAGGGUGAGCCCUGUAAAAGCCCUAACUCUCUCCCUGACUUCUCAGCCCCUGCAAAGAUCUCUAUGAUAGAUAAUUGCAUGCCCUCGUGCCUCGACUGUAUGACACCUGAACACCCUAUAAUAGUGAGGGGACACGACCACCGGCUCCAUACACUUAAUACGGAAGGAGUCAGGGCACCUAGGCUCAAGCCAACAGGAAAACACAAAUAAAGGAACAGACUUAUCUGUAGAAGCAUUAGUUGUAGCAUCCAGCAUGCACACAAUCCAGGAAGUUGUAUAAACCGCAAAGUGAUGCAGUAUGGGAG